AUUAAAGUUUCAUGAUCUUCAGAAGUAGCAGGAACUGUAGUACAUAUAGUUUUUUGAUAUAUUCUCUAAGGUAUUAGUUGAAGUUACGACAUUUGUAAUGAAAUAACUUAAAAAAAAAAAAAUUAUAACAUAAAUAUGGAAAAGUCGUCAAGGCGACGUCGAGGACGACGGAAAGUUGAUUACGUGGAUGUGGCCCCUUCCACAGACCUCCCUCCACUUGUUGAAGGCGAACUUCGUUGUUUGCUUUAUAUCACAGUGGGUGAGAUAGUGUGGGGAACCACCGCCCCCGCACGACCUGCCCCAGUUUCACCCGCACAUAUUCGACUGCGAUGGUGGGGUGAAGCUACAGAUGGAACAUUUUUCAGGCCACAAACUACUAGAGAUGAUAGACCAGUGAGGACAAGAUGUCAGUUUGGGAUCCGAUCUGGACCAAAGCAAAUGGCAGCAUAUUUUCAUGAUAUGGGUUCAGUCACGUUUGAUAUUCAAGCCAGUCCAAAAAGUCUUCCAAUUGGAAGAGUACAGGUACCUGGCAUCUCAAGUUUAUCAGCCAGCAAUCCAAUCCGAGGAUUCUUCCCCAUCAUCUCCUCCUCCUCCAGGAAGAUGGGAGAACUCCACAUCACAAUGAGCUUCAAACCAGUGAGAGGAGCAUAUGAUGACAGUGAUACUGGAACAGAUGGUUCUAUCUCUGUUAGAUCUCGUACAACAAGUAUAGGAGGAAGAGGAAGCCGUCGUAGCAGCAGAUCAAGGAAUUCAAGCACUGGAUCAAGGUCACGCUCUAACAGUGCUGGCAGUAGUCGAAGUCGGCGUAGCAACAGUGGAGAAAGAAGAAGAGGAAAUCCUCCCUCCUCCAAUAGGAGGUUGAGGAGCAGGAGUCGAUCAACUGAAUCAAAAACAUCUUCCGCAUCACAAAGAUCUAGAUCGGGUAAAGUAGUUGGUUCCCCACCAAGUACUUCAACCCCAGUAAAUCAACCAAGAAAUGAAAAUCCCACUCCACGUGGCAUUGAUGCUAUGCUCGAAGAGAAUGGUUAUGAUUUGUAUGGUUGUAAUGAUAAUGCUGUACACGAGAGAAUAAUAAAGAUCAAAACCACCGUGUCUUCUUCAAAACCUCAAAUCCAACAUCCACCUACAGAUGCAAUUACUGAGUUACUGAACCGUGGUAAGCAACUUCGUGACGAGAUGACAAGAUGUGCAUUAUCAUCGGACACCGUGUUCACACGACCUGUGUCUGUCGCUCGCCACCAAGUGGAGGAAAUUAGGCAACCAACGCACAUGCCCCAACAAAUACAUCAGCCACCCAAGGAAGUUGAACACGUACCUUCCCAGGUUCCCAUGAAAUAUUGUCCAACCUUAACCCACCCACCCACUCCAGCUAUCAACGAACACAGGUGCGACACAGAUGUUCGUAUUGUUGAUAUGGUGUUGGGAGCUAAGGGUUUGCAACAUGAUAUUUCUAUGUUCUCGGACAUGUCAUCUUUUGGUUCCACAAGAGCGAGCAUGGUAUCCGAGCUUGAAGAUCCACUUCAUGAUGUUUCAAUCUUGAACCAUCUCUUCUAUAAUAACACGGUAUACCCAACCACCAAUACAACAACCACAUCUUCACAACAUCAACCACACACCACUGUUACCUCCUAUUCUAACCAGACAACCACCCAAACCAACCAUCAGAAAAUCUCAGUCUCAGCAAUCCACAAACCACCUACCCAACCUACAACAACAAGUGGUCACUCUGUAGAAAAACUUACAUCUCUCGGUCAUGUCCAUCUUGCCAGGGUAGUCGUUAAAUCUCUUCAGUUGAACUUUGACCUUGACUCGGAAGAGGAAGGAGUCAAAAGUCGAGUGAAGAAAACUAAGCAGAUAAAAUCCAAACCCAUUCCUGCCCCGGCAAAAAAUAAGAAAUCAGGAACUUUCUUUGUUGAAUAUAAGUUUCCUAAGGAUUCACAGCGAGCAUCAACAGCAACCGCGCACGACGUAACGAGAGUCGCAUCAAGAAAAGUCACCCCAGGAGGGUUGGUGAAAUUCGACCAACAUUCUAUUUUCCCCAUCCGAUUCAAUGCGACAACCGUCACCAGAUGGAUGAGUGACAACCUCUUGUUUCACAUCUUUCACAGGAAACCAAAAGAUAAAAAGGCUUCACUGAUUGGAGUGGCAACUAUUCCCUUGCAUGUCGUGAUCAACGAUACAAAGUUAUCUUACACUGGUACCAUCAAUGUAAUGGACCAUGAUGCAACUUCCAAGUCCAUGGUUGGUUCUGUAAAGGUUUCUAUUGAACUGACGGCUGACAGCAAAGACUUGCCACGGCAGAUGUCACCUGCCAAACAACCUUCAUCAGUUACAACCCCUAACCCAUAUACAGUAUCAAAGGUCAUAACAGAAGAGAGAAAAACAGACGAAGCUCGAUAUUCCCCAAACAAAAGGGGAAUUCCCCAUGAGGUGAUUCCCGUGCAUCAUAGUCUGGGACAAAAAGUAUGCAUCUCAGAUAACAUAGAAACAACAUAUUCUGAAAAUGAAACUGCUGCACCAACCACCACCAUACUACAUCUGUAUAUUAUGCUGAAAGAAGCAAGAGAUAUACCAGCUACUCGAGUGACGUGUGGUGCAGACAUGAGUCGAAAUAUUGAUCCGAACGUUUACCUCGUGUGUCGAGCGUUUGCAUCAGAUGAACCUUCCAAGACAGGUGUGGUGUGGAAUACUUCAAAUCCUAAGUUUGACUUUAACUUGGUGACUCCAGUUAAAAUAAAUAGCGCGUUGUUUACAAGAAUGAAGGAUAAUUAUGUGGUAGUUGAGGUGUGGACUAAGGUACCCACUGAAUCAAACCACGCUGAUAAACUGAUGGGUUUAGCAAAGAUUCCACUUCAUCUGUUCUAUCAGUCAUUAAAGGAUCCAGAAAUAGCACGUGCUGUAUUAACAUCUCACUAUCCACUUAUAUCCAUGGAUGGAUUCACACCGAUAGUUGAUGUGUUCACUGGCCAUGAAAGAGGAAAAUUGAAAGUCCUUCUUGCACUUGGUACCCAGGAUCAGAUUUGCUCACUGAGGAAAUCUAAGGAGCAGGAAUCCUCCGUUCCUGUUCCUCCUGAUCCGCAUCACUUAGAUGAUCCCACAGAUGCAGAGGAUGUUGAUAGGAACAUCAUCGGACCUGUACAACAUUCAUUUGAGAUCAAGAUCAUCGGGAUCCAAGGAUUUAAACCUCUCGAUAAUCAGGUAUGGGGGGAGACGGAUUGUUUCGUUCAAUAUGACUUCCCAACUCAAUGUAAAAGUCCUCCAGAUGUUGGAGAUGAAUCUUCAUCAGAUGAUGAUCAAAGAGAAUUAGCCCGAAUGAAAUCUUAUCGAACAGACGCGACACUCUGUGUCCCUGACCCACAUUUUCACCACUUGAAGUCUCACUCCUUCCACCCACCCUCCUCAGUUCCGGUUCAACGAAUUUUACUCUCAACCUGUUCCGGUGUGGGGAAACACCCAGGUGGUGGAAUCCCGUUUGAAGUAUGGUCAAGGUUCUACUACCCAAAUGUCAGAGACCAACUACUUGCCUCGGGAUCAUUACCGACCGCAAAACUUUGCGCUCUUAUUACAAUGAACAACAACCGAGUCUCCGAGCAGACUUUCCACAUACCCCUUGUGUUCAGUGACCCGGAACCUGGGUCAUCGACCUCAGCUGGCAAACUUCAAGUAUCUGUGAAAUAUAAAUCAUCAGUGUCAUCAAUGAAUGAGGUGAAACCAGCGCUUGAUUUCGGUCGAACUGUGAAGCUGGAAGUUGGUGUCAUACGAGCAAGUGGUCUUCAGUAUGCAGCAAGACUCGCUGCUUCUCUGAUAUCUGAUUCUGAGCUGAAUUAUUGUGCAGGGGUUGGCGUAAACACUUAUGUGAUGAUGAAACCAUCUUUUGUUAAUAAUGAGACACUUCGUAAAACACACUGUGUGUCCCGCUCCUUUGCCCCGGACUUUAAUCAUCACUUUGAGCUCUCCUGCCCUCUUGUGGAAUACAGGGAUAGUGUUUCGCCGAUAUCUCUCGCUAGUUCACUUGCAUCUGGACAGCUUGAGUUGGAGUUGUGGCAUCGACCUUCACCAAAUGAUGGCAGAAAUGCUGGAGAUAUUUUACUUGGACGAGCAAAAAUUCCAACACAAGAUUUAUUAACCCACACCACUGGUUUAAAAAGAUGGCAUCAGCUGACUUCAUUAGAUCCGAAUAAAAACAACUCCCCUGUAAAUGUUGGUGCCAUAGAAAUAUCAUUAUCAUUCACAUCACGACCGGACCUUGAAUUACUUCUUCGUGCAGCCAAGUCAGUGGGGUGGAAGCCAACCACUGUUAGUGACUUGUCACGUAUGCUUGUGGCUGAUAGUGUGGGUGUGCUGAGACCUGUAGAGGAGUUGUCAAUUCCUCACAGUGUUAUAACCGCAUGUGUUACUGUAACAAACGCAUGGUUUCCGACCCAACAUGCACUGGCUGCAGAUGGCGGGUUAGACAGGAAAGCUCAUGUCUACCUACAUUACAAGUUCUAUGAUAAAGACUCUGUGACUUCGAGUCUCUGCUCUGUGGCUCCUCAUACAUUAGACAGCAACAUUGCGAUGGCAAAACUUGCUCACCGUCGAUCAUUCCUCUGUAAACCAUCACAACCCCUUGUGUGGUUCCUACGAGAAGAAACCUUACAGCUACAAGUUUGGCUCACUUACUCACGGUCUGAAAAAUCGCAUCGCCGGCCAUUGGAUCGUGACGUGCUGCUCGGCACUGCGCAUGUGGACCUCUCCACCAUGCUAGUAGGUGGGCUGCAUCGUCAACAACACAUCAGUGGUUUGUAUCCACUCUUUAAAGCAGGAGUGGAUGACCUUGGUGGAGCAUCAGUACGUGUGUACGUUAGUCUCAACCCUGGUGACCACAGCAAACCUUGUGAUUUUGAAACAUCAGAUGAUUUCUGUUCCAUAUCAGAAUCUAUUUUAUCAGAAUCCAACGAAUCACAACCAGAUUCCCAACCACAGGAAACUUUGGUUACAAAAUCCAACGAGUUCUCAUUCUAUGCUGCUGUGUCAGUAGAAAGAGCAAUGCACCUUCCCCCAUUAUCCCCAGUCCAAGAUGAUCAAUCUAAUAAAACAAGUCGUUUUGUUUCCUAUCAAGUCCUCACAGGAGACAAAGACACAACCACCAUCACGUGUGCUGUCAGCAGCUCAUCUUGCCCUGUGUGGAACGACAGCAAGCAAGUUCUUCUUGACAGAAAACUUCUUGAUCCUGGAGGAGGGAGCGUGCUCUUCCGUGUCUGGGAUCGUGAGUCCGGCAACGAAGAGGAUGUAGUCAUAGCAACGGAUCGAAUGAUUGGGUUUGCAACAGUCGAUAUAUCUGUUCUAAGCUCCGGUUUUGGGGCAGUGAAUGGUUGGUAUAAUCUUCUUGACAUUCAUGGCAACUGCCAGGGUCAAUUAAAAGUAGCAAUCACUCCAACGGAACCAUUAGCUCCCAACCAAACAACAACACAUGACAGACCUACCAAUCAACCUCUGCAACAAACACCAUUCUCAAACAGCAUAUUGCAUUCGGUGCCUAUUUCUAUCCCAGUCCAAACACCUUCAGGAAGCAUGUACUACCCUGGUGUUCCAAGUUCAGGUCAAACAGUUGGUUCCACAUGUAAAAAUAAAGAAAACAUAACUCCUCACCCAACAUAUUACGACAGAAAUCAUAAUUACGAAGCACCCCAUCCUAACAUAACUUCAGUCUCAGCUCUCCCACCACGCACAUUAUAUAAUCAUGAUCAACAGCAAGCGUGUCUGCUUGGUACUUUACAAAAGCAAAUGAAAGAGCUUGAAGAAAUCAAACGCAACUUUAGCAGGAGGAUUCCUAAACCAUCAUUUAAACCUUACAUAUCAGAUGGCCAACCAUUGAUAGAACCAGAUUGUGAACCAACUUCUGCAACGAAUUCUCCUAUUUCAAGUCAAGGUGAAAACACAACAACAGCAACAAUGCAACUAUUGCAAUCUGACAAUGUAUUGCCCACACCGACUACAACAUCAUACCCAGCUAGUAAACCCACCGUACACAUGUCGUUGUUCAAACCCAAUAAAAAAGAUUUUGAUGAUUAUGACGAAGGAAUGGCCGUCAGUGACAAUGAGUUCUCGGAUGUAGAGAUUGUUUGUCCUCGUAAUCUAAAUCAACAAAGCGUAAUCGAUCUCCCGCCACUAGGUAGCGAUAAAGAUAAGCAGCAUGAAGAUGUGGCAUCAUUUGAACCAAAUGAAGAAGAGGACUUGAGGAGGAGCAACACGGGAGAUGACUUGGAUGACACCAGCCUCUGGUUAUCACGAUCCGCUUCUCGGAUGGAUGAAGAACAUGGUUUGGAUGAGGAGGAUGGUCUGGAUGGAAGUUACUCCCGUGAUCCUGUUCAACAUGAGGAGACCAUCUUGAGGAUUCAUAAAGACGACGUUAUUCCAAUUGAUCCAUUUAUCCAUGAAAAGGAUGAUGAAAAGGAUGAAGCAUCAGAAACUCUGAAUGAAGAAGAUGUGGAUGUUGUUCAUGAUGAUCAUGAUGCACUUUUGCCUCCACAUCCUCCACAGGAAGAUGUCAAAGCCCAGGAUCAUGAUUUGGAAAAUAUUUCUGAAAAAUCCGAUGUAAUUGAUGAAAGUUCUGAAGUUCCCACAGUUAGCCAACAAGAUGAUGAUGAGGUUGCUCCUGAUAUCCAGGAAGAAGAAGAACAAAAGAUAGAAGAAGAAAAAGAAGAGGAACAUCUGUCCUCCUCUUCCGAAGACACUAUUCUAGAAAUUGUUGCAGAUCCUGGAAUCAGCAUUGAGAUUGAAUCCCCGGUUCCUUUCCAAUCUCAUCUCAUCCUCUCCCCUCGAAGAGUUGCGAGCCCAACCAUACCUCCUCCUGAUCACAGUGAGGAUACGAAAUCUUCAGAUGAGGAUCCCUGUCCUCCAGCAUCAUCAGGUCCAAUAUUAGAUCAAAAAAACCUUCCUAAUUUCUUUCCUCCUAGCAUGGAUUUGAUCAAAUCAAUGAGAGCACUGCAGGCAAUCACAACAGAGCAAAAGCAUAACUUAACCAAGAAACAUUCUUCUGCAAAUGAAGAAACAAAUUCAGAUCCUCAGGGUCAAGAGACAAGUCCUGCAUCCCGCAUCACCAGGAAGAAGUUAAUGAAACCUCCGACUUUUAGUGAAGAGCAAACCAACAGACUCGCUAAAAUCUUCAAUUCAAAAUUUGCAUCUGGUUAAUCUUAAUAAAUUAAACCAUAUAUUAGGACAUAUCAUACCGUUUUUAUUUUGCUGCUAUGUUUGUUUAAGUAGAUAUAUAUAUAUUUUUUGUACUGGUAUUGUUGACUUUAGUUCCUGUAUCGAAUUGUUGUUGAUGAUCCGUCCCAUGACUAUGAAAACAUCCUCGUUAAAAGGUGCCUUGUGCCAAAUAUCAUUACACACGUCUUUGUGGAUUGGAAAUUAAAAACUUUACUGAUUUUUUUCUCCUCCAUUGGUUUUGCUUCGAUUUGUUUUAAGUGGUCUUAACUUUUGGGUUGGUUUGACAGUUUGCAUUGUCACUGUAGCAUUUUGCAUAAAAGAGGUUUUGAAACAG
Ciona intestinalis (vase tunicate) is the source of this 7525-nucleotide messenger RNA. Lineage: Eukaryota; Metazoa; Chordata; Ascidiacea; Phlebobranchia; Cionidae. The record is from RefSeq and is a predicted model, not a curated record.